Ornithorhynchus anatinus (platypus) is the source of this 2740-nucleotide messenger RNA. It is a transcript of the gene DKK2, whose product is annotated as dickkopf WNT signaling pathway inhibitor 2. The transcript has 5 exons. NCBI's taxonomy places the organism in Eukaryota, Metazoa, Chordata, Mammalia, Monotremata, Ornithorhynchidae. The record is from RefSeq and is a predicted model, not a curated record. Gene Ontology annotation, molecular function: co-receptor binding; receptor antagonist activity. Bases 1 to 726 code for a protein of 241 amino acids. Gene Ontology annotation, cellular component: extracellular region. Gene Ontology annotation, biological process: multicellular organism development; negative regulation of canonical Wnt signaling pathway.
AUGAGGGCGCCGAGGCCCGGCCCGGCCCCGGCCCGCUGCCUCCUCCUCCUGGCCGCCUUCCUGGUGGCGGAGGGCUCCCAGCUGGGCGGCGGGGGCCGCCCCAAGCCCAACUCCAUCAAGGCCCCCGCCCCGCCCAAGACGGACAAGCGCCAACAACGCCGCGGCCAGGCCUACCCGUGCAGCAGCGAUAAGGAGUGUGAAGUCGGGAGAUACUGUCACAGUCCCCACCAAGGUUCUUCGGCCUGCAUGGUCUGCCGGCGGAAAAAGAAACGUUGCCACCGGGAUGGGAUGUGUUGCCCUGGUACCCGCUGUAACAACGGGAUCUGUGUUCCGGUUACUGAAAGUAUCCUCACUCCUCACAUCCCGGCUCUGGACGGGACCCGCCAGAGAGAUCGUCAUAAUGGCCACUACUCUAAUCACGAUCUAGGUUGGCAGAAUCUAGGAAGACCUCACUCCAAGCAAUCCCACAUAAAAGGGCACGAAGGAGACCCCUGCUUACGCUCAUCUGACUGCAUUGAAGGAUUUUGCUGCGCUCGUCACUUCUGGACCAAAAUCUGCAAGCCAGUAUUGCACCAGGGAGAAGUGUGUACUAAGCAGAGGAAGAAGGGCUCUCACGGCUUAGAGAUUUUCCAGCGAUGUGACUGUGCUAGAGAACUGUCCUGCAAAGUAUGGAAAGAUGCCACCUACUCCUCUAAAUCCAGACUUCACGUGUGUCAGAAAAUCUGAACGAAAAUGAGGAGAGUGUUACUAGCUGACUGUGAAUUUGUGUAUUUAAUGCAUUACGGCAUGGUGGAAAAUGAGGAGCGUAACCAAGAACAGAAAGUCUAACGUGAGGUUUGGCAUAAGAAUGUGUCACCAAAAGCCAAACGAAAAAGCAGUUUGGAAUGGUGACCGACGAAUGAAAUGGCAGCUGGAGUGUUUCCAUUAUGCAACUUGUUUUAUGUAAAUAAUGUAAACAUCUGUGAAAAAGCUAUUAUUAAAAAAAAAAUGCCCGCAGUGGAAAUUGUUGACAUUUACCCCAUGACUCUCCAAGAAUUUAGCCUUUGUGCCAGAGAUGCCAAGUUACGGAUGGAUAAAUCAUAAUCGUAUGCAAAACUAUAUUUUAAUGGAAUAGUCUUCUUGAAGCACACCAUGAGGUUCUGCAGGCAUUGACGAAAAUAGCAAGAGUGACAGAAAGGGUUAAGGAUGUCUAAUUUGUGAAUCAAGGCCUUCAUUCAAUAUGGAGAACUACUUCCAUGUGCCCCGAGUGAAGGAUGGGGCAGAUGCCAAGGGAGCAGUUAGUUCUUCCUCACCUUAAUUUCAAAAUGGCAGCCGCUCUCCCAGUGGAGAAGGCCAUUAAAGAAGGCAUUUCAUGUUUAAAAUAAAAACUCUUCACAACUUUUCUCUCUAUUCAAAUACCACAGAUAUUCAGUUCCAUUACUAUAUGCUGAAUAAGCAUCCUAUGGUCUAGAGGAGUCCAUAUAUUGUGUUUCACUUAGUCACAACUGUUCUCUUUGAACACAUCUGUAGCAUUUGAUAGCUGAAAAGAAAAAUGGAGAUACCAAACCAAAGUUCCAGGAGAACUUUGGCUAAGAGGAUGAGGGGAAGCUUCCCUUUCUUCAUGACCAGGAGCCCUAAGUCAUUAACAAGGAACUGAAAUUUCUGAUUCUCCAUCUCUCAGAACCAGAUGAACUUGAGAUGUACGCCUUCAAUUCAAGCUGAAAACAAUUGUGAUAAAUUGAUGCAAGACAAGCUCGCCAUUAAAGAUCUGGAACCCUUUUGUGUCGAAGGGAACCCGCAUUGGGAAGAAAGGAUGAGGCCAUGUGAAAGCAAAAAAUUGUCGUCUUGUUAACACGGUGACCAACUCCCUUUUAGAUAAUAAUUACAGUAUUUGGUCGGUGUUUACUAUGUGCCAAGCAAUGGACUGAGCAUUGGGGUAGAUCCCAAAUAACCAUGUUGGGCACGGUCCCUGCCCCACAUGGAGCUCCCAUGUCUCUCUGUAUCAAUUCCUCCCUCUGUCUCUUCAGUCGGAAGCCACGCUUCCGAUCGGGAAAAUGAUGUGUGUACUUUAACCGUGGUAUUGUUAAUCAACUGAUUAUCUGAUUAACCCAUUUUGCUGAAUUCCCCCUUUCUCUGCCCAGUUCUCGACAACAGGGAGAAAGCACCUGCACAAUGAAACAAAUCUUUCUUCUAAAACCAGGUUUUGAGAUACCUGGAUAUAGAUUACCAAUCACUCACUCCUUCAUCUCCCACUCUCUGCACCGAUUUCCCCACCUGCUGGUUCAAAUUCCAGUUCUCCCCUGGAUUUUGAAUCUCCGUCUGCAUUAUCUCGUAGGAAUUCCAGCUCUCCAGUCACGUGCCGCCAUCCAAAUGAUCAUAAAAAAAUGUAUGGAUUCCCCCAUCCUCUCCCCAGUCUGGAGACACACGGAUGGCUUGUUUGCCCAUCGAUGCAAUUCUGUAAGUUUGGAGAAGUGAAACCGCAGCACAUCAGCAAAACGUUUUCUAUGCAGCAAUUACAUUUAUUCACCAGCUUCUGCAUGACCUCCUUUAUGGCCAUCCUUCCCUCCCUACCCUUCAAAAAGUUAUUAUUUGAAAUAAUUUAUUUACAGGAAAUGUUUAAUGAGAUGUAUUUUCUUAUAGAGAUAUUUCUUACAGAAAAGCUUUGUAGCAGAAUAUAUUUGCAUCCCGUUGACUUUGUAAUUUAGGGGGAAAUGUAUAAUAAGAUUAAAUAUAUUAAAUUUCUCUUUUUCCAAAUACCAUA